This is a messenger RNA of Sclerotinia sclerotiorum 1980 UF-70, 102 nucleotides long. RefSeq lists its product with no specific name. Lineage: Eukaryota; Fungi; Ascomycota; Leotiomycetes; Helotiales; Sclerotiniaceae. The transcript has a single exon. The record is from RefSeq and is a predicted model, not a curated record. Bases 1 to 102 code for a protein of 33 amino acids.
AUGGCAAUUCCUGUCACAGACAGGAAAACUCCAGAGCCUGUCCAUUAUUUGGGCCUCGAAACUGGGGAAGUUGAACGAUGUACCGUGGAUUGGACGUAUUAG